Xylona heveae TC161 is the source of this 1574-nucleotide messenger RNA. Its product is annotated as calcium-dependent phosphotriesterase. Lineage: Eukaryota; Fungi; Ascomycota; Xylonomycetes; Xylonales; Xylonaceae. The record is from RefSeq and is a predicted model, not a curated record. The transcript is spliced from 2 exons. Bases 1 to 1101 code for a protein of 366 amino acids.
AUGAGCAUAGUCCAGAUUGACAUGCUCGCACUAGCGGGCAAUCCAAACUAUUUCUCUACCUUAACAGCAACUAAUAUCACACAGCCAGCAAUUUCACUUCUCUCGUACAAUUCAGCUUUCGAGGCACAGGUUAUUGGCCAGAAUGCAACGGCAAGGAACAUUGCUGACCUACCCUGGCAAGCUUUCCAUGAAGCUGGCAUUUAUCAUAAGGCUUCAAACUCACUUUAUGUGACCUCCAAUUUUGAGUCGAUUGAGGACAACAUCAACAUUACAGUAGUCUCCCUCGAGGACUAUUCAAUUACAUCGACGCAAUUUCCGGACCUGUGGGAAGCAAAUGGCGGCACGUCAUACUACCCGCCUGGCUCCGACAUGAGCCAGACUCCUCCUCAACAGAUCUACUGUGAUCAAGGAGACUUGAAUCAUUAUUCCAGCCUUGUUGCUGUCGAUCCUUCAACAAACAUAUCUAAAGUCAUCCUGACAAAUUUUCUUGGGCGCAAUUUCUCUUCUCUCAAUGACGUCCGCCAGCACCCAUAUACAGGUGAUCUCUGGAUAACAGAUCCUGACUACGGUCAUGUCCAGGGUCUCCGUCCUUUGCCCGUCUUGCCGGGACAGGUGUACCGAUUCGAGCCCGGCACCGGGGUAAUUCAAGUUGUAGCAGACGGCUUUGUGAAGCCGAAUGGUUUGGAGUUUUCACCGGACUAUAAAACGGUCUACAUCACGGACACUGGUGCUGUGCAAUAUAACCUAAAUUUAACCGGGCCAAGUACCAUAUACGCCUUUGACGUCACCCCUGAUGAGAAGCGUCUUGUGAAUCGACGUGUAUUCGCCUUCGUUGAUAGCGGCAUUCCAGAUGGCAUCCAUACCGAUACCGAUGGAAAUGUUUGGGCGAGCUGUGGUGACGGGGUACACAUAUGGAAUCCCGAGGGCAUCUUGCUGGGAAAGAUCUUCGUUGGCGAGACAAGCAAUAAUUUUGCAUUUGCUCCUGGCAAGGUGUUCGUAUUUAGCAACAAACGACUAUGGGUGGUUGAGAAUAUCAAGGCCCAAGGGAGGGAAGUUUGCAAGGACUUCGGUGUCGGUUGUUCGUCGCCACGUCGACAUUGACGGCACAUGGAAUAACAUGUGUUACCAUCCGCGGGCCAAAAUCUGGAUCAAGUGACAAUGCAUUUACAGGAGAAACAUAUCAAGGCGCGGGCAAGGUUAAUGGUAAGCUUAUGGGCAUCUAUCCAUAGUCGUCUGACUAGAUGUCGUGAAAGAGAAAAGAUAGAAGAGAACGGAUUUUUUCGAGUUUAAGAUAUGAUGGACAGCAACUUUUCAAUUUGCCCCUGUGGUUUCCCGUAGAGACUGACAAGGGCUAAAAAAUGCUGAGUAGCACUUACUUCCAAAAUAAUUUUCUUUUGCUGGUUCUACGACUAUGAUUUAGAGAGUUGAAAGCAAGUAAUUGAUAGUCAAAUUCCUUUUGCAGACAUGCUUCACCUGUUCAGAGGGUUGUAAUAAGGCAAAUCUCGCCCAAGCGAUGUGAUUGAUAAGCAUCGCUGGGGCUGGUUAUCCAGCGGGACGGCAACGACGGCCGAACU